Messenger RNA from Phlebotomus papatasi, 1648 nucleotides. RefSeq lists its product as uncharacterized. The transcript has 3 exons. NCBI's taxonomy places the organism in Eukaryota, Metazoa, Arthropoda, Insecta, Diptera, Psychodidae. The coding region runs from base 795 to 1640 and encodes 281 amino acids. The record is from RefSeq and is a predicted model, not a curated record.
UUAUCUUAUAAAAAAAGCGUUUAGUAGAAUUAUAUCACGCUUCUUAUGAGACUUUUAUAUCUCUAUCCUAUAAUUCCGCUGUCAAUUGUUUAGAAGAUCAUUAUGAGAUCAUUUCAAAUAUUUGGUUCUAUAAGGCAGCUAAUUUGCUAAUUGGGAUACUUCGGUAUUACGCACAUGACCGGAUUAUACAAACACAAUAUUUUGUGUAUUUGCUUGCAUUUGUAUACCAUUGGGAGCUGAUUUGUGAAAUCUUUUUUUGAUAUACCCUGAUAAGAAUGAAUUAAUGAUUGUAGAGAAUUUCAGCUAAAAUGGGUUCUCGUCCUCGAAUAGAAAACAGUCAGUAAGGUAAAAUAAUAAAGAUCUCAUCUCAUCUUUCUUUUCCAUAAUCGGAAUAUGUGGAUAUAGGAAAUUGCAGGUUUUGCAGUAUGUAGACUCUGAUUUGAAUUGAUCUUUGAAAGUGUAUGUAAUUUGUCUAUCGAUGACCUACAAAAAUGUUACCCGUUUUGCAUACAAAAUGUAUUUUAAAAAAGCCAACUCAGAAGCCAAAAAAAGCCAAAGUUCUGAGAAAUUGUGUCAUUGGAUUUGAGUCAUAUGGAGUGAAAAUGAAAUUGGUGAAUUAAGUAUGCAAACUUGUUGUCGUAGAAGGAAAAAGUGAAAGAAAGUAAAAUCUUUAAGAUGACUUCAAUGUUCCAAAUUGGCGAUUCCGCCAACAAAGCUUCAACUUCCGCACGUGUUUUUGGCCAAAAACUUGCAGACACUUCCAGGCAGCUCAAGUGACUACGUCGAGGAAUACGAUGAGAAAUCUAGUGGCUCUAUUCUUGGGAUUCAUAACUAUUGCUUCAGAAAUGGACGCUCUAAUCAGCAACAAUUUACCUGAGCAGGAUGAUUAUGGCCAAGAAAUUGCUUUCUACAAUCUGAGGGUUAAUCGCACAUUUACUAAGGGAUCAACAGUGGCUAGAGCUCGUCGUCCAGCUGAAAAAAACUGCCUUUGCACGCCGACUCAGUGCGAUUGCUGUGCAGGACUUAAGCUUCCCAGGCUCAAAUUCGAACGACAAAUCUGCACAAGGAUGAACUACAAUAGACACACAUCCUUGCUGAGGAUGGGAGUGAUCAUGAAUGGAAAACAAGUAGCUCAAAAUACAAUUUACGUAAGACAAUCUGACGGAUCAGAGGGAGGUGAAGGAGCAAAUCCCUCACCAUUCUGCCUGCCCAUACCCAUUCCCUUCUUCAAUAUUGAGCUCUGUGUGAAACUCUUUGAUCUCUCAACACCUGGCCCAAAUCUCCACAUGUGCAUGGACUGGCUGGCAAGGAUUGCAUCUGUACCUAUCAUUGUGCUCCACUUUGACUGCAUGCAGAUUGGAUUGGAUGGGGUGAGCUUCAUGAAACCGGGAGAAAGCAUCGAUGGACCUCCCAAUGUGAGUCCCAUUGGACCCACUGGAGGUAUCAUCGAACCCGGUUCUCCAGUAGCUCCUGGCUCACCAGUUGCUCCUGUUGCCCCAGUAGCUCCUGCCCCAGUCCAACCCCCAACCGAUACUGGUAUCAUAACGUCUCCAAGUGGUCCAAAUUUGCCCCAAGUUGGAGGAGAUGGGAGUGACUUUGAUCCAGUGGAUGACAUUAAGAAAAAACCUGUAUACUUUUAAUAUUGAAA